Molecule: messenger RNA, 2954 nt
Organism: Toxotes jaculatrix (banded archerfish)
Lineage: Eukaryota; Metazoa; Chordata; Actinopteri; Toxotidae
Product: inositol hexakisphosphate kinase 2-like
Exons: 5
Coding region: 541-2115 (524 amino acids)
Biological process (GO): phosphatidylinositol phosphate biosynthetic process; inositol phosphate biosynthetic process
Cellular component (GO): cytoplasm; nucleus
Molecular function (GO): inositol hexakisphosphate kinase activity
Source: RefSeq, a predicted model, not a curated record
GCCAAAUGUCAGGCUCGUGAGAGCUUUACCAGUCAUGAGCCAGCUUUCAGCUGUUAGAGAGCAUUCAGUCCGCAGCGGAGGCAGAAGCAGGAUCUGUCGCUGUUUGCUUCAUCUACUGCUGCAGCACUAGUCCAAACAUCAACAUUUAAAGGACAUAAAAAGACUUUCUGUUUCUACUUAGCUAUAAGAACUGCCAGACAAGGAGCUGAAAAGGAAUUAAGCCUCCACUAAAUCUUAGCUUUUUAUUCUGUUUCUCUUCUAUUUCCUCCUUCCUGUCCUUUGUUUUCGACCAGCAGAAUCCCUGACAUCACAGGCGAAGCAACAUAACAACAACGGCUUGUAAAGACAUCGUUGGAACAACUUGCAAAAAUCCUGAGAUCUAAAUGCAAGAUACCAGGACUACUCCUCUGAGGAUCUGCAGUGUGUGUGAGUGAGUGUGUGUGUGUGUGUGUGUCCCUGCCAGAUAGGGCCCCCACCGCAUUGUGUGUGCGUGCGUGAGGAGGCUAAUGCCCGCGGUAGUGUGGUCAGGGCCAGAGGAGGAUGAGUCCGGCUGUGGAGGCUCAGGCCCAGGAGGCCAUGAAUGCAGAGCUAAAGCAAAAGCAGCAGCAGAACCAGCUGCAGCACCAGCUGCAGCACCAGCAGUGCUACAUGGAGAAAGGGGUGAUGCUUGAGCCCUUCGUGCACCAGGUGGGGGGACAUUCCUGUGUCCUGCGAUUCGGGGAGCAGACCAUCUGCAAACCCCUCAUCCCCCGAGAGCAUCAGUUCUACAAGAGUCUGCCUGCUGCAAUGAGGAAGUUUACCCCCCAGUAUAGAGGUGUGGUGUCGGUGAGCUUCGAGGAGGAUGAAGAAGGGAAUCUUUGCCUCAUCGCUUACCCGCUCCACAGUGACCCAGCAGCAGAUCUUGAGAACAAGGACCCCUCGGCCGACUGCGAGCCCAAGAGCAAGAUGCUCAAAUGGGGCAAAAUGGUGGCAUCCUCACUGCUCGUGGACAGCGAAAAUUACAGCAAAGAUGGACGAAGCCGCCACUCUCGCAAAGACAAGGACAAGAGUGUUCACAAGCUGCAGGAGGAUGUGGAGUUGGAGUGGCUGCAGCAGGCCGAGGUGCUCUACUACAGGCUGGAGCGCAGUCAAAGUAACGCUGUCCCGCAGCUCAAGCACAACCCUUGGAGUCUCAAGUGUCACCAGCAGCACCUGCAGAGGAUGAAGGAGAACGCCAAGCACCGCAACCAGUACAAAUUCAUCCUGCUUGAGAACCUGACGUGGCGGCACACUGUGCCAUGUGUGUUGGACCUGAAGAUGGGCACUCGACAGCAUGGAGAUGACGCCUCGGAGGAGAAGAAGGCAGUGCAGAUCCGCAAGUGCCAGCAGAGCACGUCAGCUUCAAUAGGAGUCCGGCUCUGUGGCAUGCAGGUGUACCAGUCUGACACAGGCCAGCUGAUGUUCAUGAACAAGUAUCACGGCCGCAAGCUGGCCCUGCCAGACUUCAAAGAGGCUUUGUUCCAGUUCUUCCACAGCGGACGGCGUCUGCGACAUGAACUCCUCUCCCCGGUGCUGCGCAGGCUCAGAGAGAUGCAGGCUGCCCUGGAAGCCUGCGAAUCCUACCGCUUCUACUCCAGUUCCCUGCUCAUCAUCUAUGACGGCGCGCCCCACCGCAAACACACGCGCCGACGCACUGAGGACGGACUUUCUGAAGAAGAAGAAGAGGAGGAGGAGGAUGAGGAGGUGGAGGCUGAACCAGAAAUGGAGGAGGAGGAGGAGGAAGAGGAGGAGGAAGUUGGUGAAGUAGCAGGUGCACUCGGUUUCCCUCAUAGCUCCUCCACGUCAAGCGACGUCAGCAGCACUUGCUCCACCAGCAGCAGCAGCAGCAGCAGUAGUAGUAGCGGUGGUGGCGGCGGCAGCGGAGGCGGGAGCUCAGCUGUCAGCCAGGCUCGUCUUUCCCACUCUGACCCCCAUAGCCCCAUGGUGGAUGUGAGGAUGAUAGACUUCGCCCACACCACGUGCAGACAUUAUAGGGAGGACAGCGUGGUGCACGAGGGCCAGGACAGCGGCUACAUCUUUGGUCUCCAGAACCUGAUCACUAUCAUCUCCGAGCUGGAGAACCACAGCACAGACUAAAGACUGACAUGACACACACACACACACAUUCAGACUCAGAGGCACAACAACACACAUUCUGAACUGCAGAAGAAAAGAUGAGGACUGGACUACAGAAGAGGAGAGAGACUUCUCCUCUCCUUGUUGUAGCUGGCACUUUCCUGUUUCUGCUGUUGGUGCUUCUCGAUGUUCCUGUUGUGUGUGUCCGUCUUCGGGAUAUUAACCAGACUUGCAAGUAACAUUGAAGAGCCAUCUGUGUGACUGAUGCGGUGAUUCACUCAUUGUCAUCAUUCUGUUUUAACCCACCUCACUGUUAGGAAAAAAGGGUAGGCAGCAAAUAAAAGCAGUUUGAAGUCUGAGACAGUAGACAUGUUUUCCUUGUGUCCGAUUCCAAAGAAAGUGUCAGCAUUUUGCACACACAAACAUGCACUUAAACACAUUCUGCUGAAUGAGUGUGCGUUUGGACUGAGACAGGGCUAUCAGAGAGAGCAGGAGUUGUAUGCGUACGAGGACAGAGUCGAUGGGAAGAGAGGUAGUGAGCUCACACCCUCCAUUCUUCUCUUUUGCCUGUUCAUUCUGCCAUCCUUCUCUCCCUGUUCAUCUUCACUCAAAGAGAAUAUAUUCAUAUAGGUGUCAGAGACAGAUGAUAUAGAGUUAUUUAUUUAUUUGACAUGUUUCAUAAAAUAAACUAAAAGCUCAAAAAAGACUGUGAAUGGAGAGUACUACAUUCCAUGUUAUUAAUGUUACAAUAAUGAUAUUAAUUAAUAUUGUUAUUUGACAUGUUUGGAUACCUCUAUCUUGUAUAUCUGUGUUGUCCACAGUUUGUUGGAGGAGAAAAUUAAAGACUUUGGUUUGUGCUA